This is a messenger RNA of Thyridium curvatum, 1575 nucleotides long. RefSeq lists its product as uncharacterized. Gene Ontology annotation, molecular function: carbohydrate:proton symporter activity. Gene Ontology annotation, cellular component: membrane. Lineage: Eukaryota; Fungi; Ascomycota; Sordariomycetes; Thyridiales; Thyridiaceae. Gene Ontology annotation, biological process: transmembrane transport; carbohydrate transport. The record is from RefSeq and is a predicted model, not a curated record. The transcript has 4 exons. The coding region runs from base 1 to 1575 and encodes 524 amino acids.
AUGGGACACAAUUCCAAACUGGGCCACGAAUCGGGCAAUGAGGCUUACAAAAGUUGCCGAAACAAUACCAAUAAGAAUUGGUUCCACGACCCCGGUUUGAGGAAACUCAACAUGGGUAUCGCGUUUAUGUUCUCGUCGGCAGCCGCAAAUGGAUAUGACGGUAGUCUCAUGAAUGGACUGCUGACUAUCCAUCAAUGGAAAGAUGACAUUGGAGACAUCAGCCCCAGCAUUCUCGGUCUCAUCAUCGCCGGUAUCAGCUUAGGUGGUCUGCCUACGUUUAUUCCGGCAGCAUAUGUGAGCGAUUGGAUAGGCCGCCGUCUCACCAUUGGCCUAGGCUCAUCCAUUAUGAUUGUGGCUUCGUUUAUCCAAGCCUUUACCAGUGGACCCUGGGCCUUCCUGGGCACGAAGAUCAUGCUUGGUAUCGGACUCGGUUUUGCACAAACAUCAGCCCCGCCACUCACGACUGAAAUUGCCCACCCGAGAUAUCGAGCGGAUGUAACAAACCUCUUCCAGGCCAUCUGGUACUGGGGCGCCAUCCUCUCAGCUGCCAUCACUAUAGGAACCAUACACAUGAGUGGCAGCUGGAGCUGGAGACUACCUGUUCUCUUCCAGGCCUUCUUCCCUACUCUGCAACUCAUCGGCCUGAUGCUUGUCCCAGAGUCUCCUAGGUGGCUGAUCUCCAAGGGUCGACAUGAUGAGGCACAUCAAAUCCUGGCCAAGUAUCACGCCAAUGGUGACACCUUAGAUGAGCUUGUUAAUUUUGAGUUCAGGGAAAUCUGCGAAGCCAUUGCACAAGAGCGAGAAGUAGCAGAGACGAAUGGUAUUACGUCCUUCUUCAAGACCAAAGGAAAUCGCCAUCGGUUGAUGAUAUGUGUCUUGGUUGGAUUCAUGAUUCAGUGGGCAGGGAACGGUAUCGUUUCUUAUUACCUUGCGCCAAUUCUCAACAGCGUUGGAGUCACGGACCCAGUGUCACAAGCCGGAAUCAACCUGGGACUUCAGGUCUGGAAUGCAGUUCUCGCUGCAAUGGGUGCCCUGGCCGCCGAGCGAUACGGACGGCGAAUACUGUGGCUGCUGUCCGCAAGCGGUAUGCUGUGUGCCUUCAUCGUGGUUACAGCUCUGUCAGGUGUCUUUGCGGAACGAGGCAUUAAAUCCGCAGGCUUCGCUGUCGUUCCAUUCUUGUUCAUCUUCUUUGGAUUCUACGACAUUGCUUUCACACCUUUGUCCAUUGCUUACCCCGUCGAGAUUCUACCCUUUGAACUGAGGUCCAAGGGAUUAAGCAUAAACCUGAGUGUGGUGUUCGGAGCCGGGUUCUUCAAUCAAUACGUCAACCCCAUCGCGCUUGAUGCUAUCCAAUGGAAGUUCUACUUCGUUUACAUAGGCGCGCUGACUUCCAUGCUUCCUACCAUCUACUUCCUGUUCCCAGAAACGAAGGGGCGAACGCUAGAAGAGAUUGCCGUCAUCUUUGAUGGUCCAGAAGCCAACUCUACAUUAUCUCAUGGCCUGACUACCGGAGCUUCCCCAUCGAGAAAGUCUCUGCAUGCCCAAAGCAUAGUUGCAAAGACUGAGCAUGUUUAG